Manduca sexta (tobacco hornworm) is the source of this 5020-nucleotide messenger RNA. RefSeq lists its product as uncharacterized. The transcript is spliced from 2 exons. NCBI's taxonomy places the organism in Eukaryota, Metazoa, Arthropoda, Insecta, Lepidoptera, Sphingidae. The coding region runs from base 294 to 3833 and encodes 1179 amino acids. The record is from RefSeq and is a predicted model, not a curated record.
UUUAUUGAGAUGUGUUUGUAGGACCACCUGUAAGCCAAUCAACUUAUUAAGUAAAUUGGGGAUUUUAUAAUUUAACCUAGCAUCCCAGCCUCAGUAUCACGAAGUUUAUUUUUAUUUCCACAGUCGAUAGGCGUCAUUUCAGUCUUCGAAAGUACAAUUGAAAAUAACUUUCAAUGUUAAUCUCAUUGCAUCGGAAUGCAUAAUACUUAAACCACUUUUAUUAAAGAAUUUGUGAACAAAGUGAGGUGUAAUAUGAUUAACAGUUUAAAACGAGCGUAUCAAAAACAUAAAAUAUGUCAUCCUUCACACCAAUCAUUUUGGUCGGAGAGAAUUUGGGACUCCGACAUCGCCACCUCAACUCUGUGGUCACUGAGGCAAUUCAACAAUGUGUCCCAUUUCAACAGAUACAAGAUCUACCAGAACAAACUCCUGUAGAUAGACUCUUCAAGAUAGACCUAGCCUCGAAACUAAGAAAUGUUGACUACAUUCUGCAAAACAUCAAGGACGAAGACAUGUUGUACGUCAGCAGGGCGUUGAAAGCCAAGUGGCUCUUGGAACAACAACACCAGAGCAUCAUUCAUCCCAAGUAUUUGGAAGAAAACCUAUAUCCAUACAUGGUCACUACAGCUGUGAGUAAAUUUAAGAACUGGCUGUAUCUACAUUUAAAAGAUCCGCAAAGAUGUGAAGAUUUUUAUAUAUAUUACUCAGAAAGCAAUUUCAACUACGCGAUCAAAUUUCUAGGCCGCUGCCACGUCAAGUUUAUAAUAUUAGAAGCGCCAAAUAUUUUAGAGAAACUCUCGCCUCACCACUUCAAAAUUUUAUGUGAAAAGUGUCCGCAAGUGGCGAAGAUAUAUUUCGAUAAUAUACUCGAUAACGAUGAACUAAAAGAAAAAUUUUUGGACAACCAUCAGGGAUUCUAUAACAGUUUGAAAGUGGUAUUAAAGUUGGACGCUGACAUAUUUUUUGAAAUCACAGAAAAAUAUUUCGAUAAUAGAUAUAAUCGCUCUCUCACGAAACAUAUAAUGGCUCACCACAGGGAGAAAUUUGAGAAGAAGCCAGAGCUGUACGCGAGCAUGUUGUUAAACACGCGAGCUCUAGCGGAGUAUUUGAGCUCGGAAGAAUCGAAAGAGCUCGUUCUAAAGCUGGUCCGAGCCACCUAUCUCAACCGACAAAUAGAUUACAAGUAUGUCGAACCUCUCAUUAUGAGGCUUCCUAUUAAAGAGAGAUCAGCUUUCAAAAAUCUUGUUUUUGUCGAAAAAACAAUUGGUGAAUUGGUUAAAGCCUGGCCAUACGAUAAGCCGUGCUUGCCAAGCAGAAAGAGUUACUACUUUCACGUGUUUGAAGAUCGCAAACCUUCGGAAUACAAUACAUGUUGUAUGGAGGAUGACUUCAGAUGUAUGUUAAAAAAAAGGAAGUUUGGUAAAUAUUGCGCCAGGAUGGAUUGUUAUCAAAUACCGCGUCGCACGUACCUCGAUAAACUCUUCGAUGAGUAUCGCUUCUUUAGUUUCGAACGUGCAUUAUUCGAACUGCGUAAAAAGAUUAAAAAAGAAAGUUCGGCACAGAACCGGCAAUACAUUAUGUUGGUACUUGUUAGUAAGAGUGGAGGGCAGCCGGAGCUAGUUGCUAAACUCUUGCAGUUGUUAGAGCAGCACUGCAACGAGCCAACCAAUGUGAGAGCCACCGUGGUAAGGAGUUUGGUAAAGCGCGCCGCUGUAUGGCGUCUGCCCCAACACUCCUGGGACGCGCUGUUAGAGUUCGCGAGGGGGCUCGGACUAGACGGCAGCGAGUCGGAAGCGGACUGUCGCGAGGGUCUACACGCAGUUGUCAUAAGAAGCUUGCUGGAGACUGGCGCGUGUGAACCCGCAAUAAGAGAAGCUUUCUUAAAGGACUUUUCAAAUCUCGACGAGUAUGCCACCAAUAGUGAAGAGCGUAAAAUAGUUAAACAAAAGUUACCGGAGUUGCUACUGGCCGCGGCUAACGCGCAGUCAAGUCCAGUAAAGCAGGUAGAGCUACUGACAUCACUUCUGAACAUGCUUCAACAGUAUAAAGCAGACAUCGGAGGUUCUGCUCUGAUACCGGCUGUGGCAGUUUUAGCAAAGCGCGACUCAUCCGCUGCAGAGGGCCUUCUUCGACGUUUAUUCAACGCCAAAAUCGCUCGCAAAACGUUGUUCCGAGAAUUCUUCCCUUUAAUACAAACGGAUGCUUCCUACUUAAAUGCUUUACGACAUGACACCUCAGUUCUUAAUGUAUCAACGUUCAUUGAUUUGGUUGAAAGAGAUGAAAUUCGUCCGGAACAGUUCUUACGCAAGAUGGCUAUAUAUUUUGCAGAAAGCUCCGGUAUGACGGAGCAUUAUAUAACUGAAAUGAGACAACGUAUCCUCAAUAAUAAAUCAGUCGGAAAGUCAAUAGCACGACCACUGUGCAUACUGCAGGGCGCGUGUCUCGGCUACCUGGUGUCACUGGAUUCUAACAACAAGUCUCUAAAAUGCUUGGCGGCCGCGAUCAGAGCUAACAUGUAUGCAGGAAGACCGAAACUGGACAUAAACAGUACGGCUUUGUCAGCCGCAGGAGCUAAAGCUGUUGCUAAUAAAGUUCUUGUGUGUCCAAUAGCAGAUAUUGAUAAGUACGUCCACGAUCUGUUAACGUGGAAGCGAACGGUCCGAGUGGCUCUGGUACUAGCGGAGAGAACAGGCAAAGAGGCAGAUGCCUUUAUCACAGCUGCCACUUUAAGGCCUACUGCUACUCUCAAGGCAGCUCUGAAGUAUUUCCAUAGUAGACCCGACUUCGAUCCUCGAGUGUGGGAUGUUUUCAAGCAAUUAAUUAUGAAUUUUAAUUUGUCUUCAGAAAAACAUGUUCAUUUCCGUAAAGCUUUACUGAAAUUGGAUGGAAUACCACUUAAAAUUAAACCAGAAUAUUGUGAAUUGAUUUUCAAAGCUUUGAAAAAAGAGCGGUGUCAGGAUGCAAUUAAAAUCUUAAGUAACAUAGAGGCACUACUUAGAGAUAUAAAUGAAAAUUUCAUUGAGAACUUACUGCUAGAUUUUCUACAAGAAUUCGAUCCCCAAACAUAUAAAAAGAAUGAUCGAGUUACUGACACCCAUCUAAGAAUGUUGGUAAAAUGUUUGCUGCUUUGUAAAUCUGAAGAAAUACAGAAAAGUCGUUUUGAGAUUCUUGGCACCCGUUUCUUGCAAUUCUUGACAGUACUCUGUGAUAAAUUAGGAGGCGAUUUUUUUAACGUGUUUAAAGAAGUCCUUAUUAAUUUACAACUUAACCAAGUAUUCUUGGAUGAUACUUAUGUUUCACCUUUACCUGUUAUGGAAAAUAUAUUGUCUUGGAUGCGACAUUCUUUACCGAUCGAAUUAAAUUUUGACUUAUACGUUCGUAUACAUUUAUCAAUGAUGUAUUUUAAGUCCAUAAGACAGGGCUUGAAAUCUCAGCCAGAUAUUUUUAACAAUGAAAAAAGAAAACUAAGUGAAGGUCCAUCAGUAGUCGGCUAUAUUUUUGGCCGAAAAAUCGCCCGGGAAAUAAAACAGCUAAAGGAAAGUUAUUUUGAGUCAGCCAUCGAUUUGUAUCAUAAUGGCAUAAAGGGUUACUUUAGUGAGUACUUCCUGUAUGACGAUAGUAAGUUUAAAUUUAUGAAAGCAGUAAUAAAAGGCAUUUUGGAAGGUAGUGUCGCCGAUGAAGCGAGGGUUGCGCUGUAUCUCCUAGAAAACGAAAGAUAUAAUCUUAAGCACGAGGACAUUAAGGAGCUGUACGGCAUAAUGAAGAAUAUUGAAGACGAGAAAUUUCGAUACUUUUUAUUUGCCGAUGUAUCUGAAAAUCCCUUAUAUUGUUAAAUUGUAUAAAGCGAGAUGAAUAUUUAAAACCCAUUCGAGAUACAUGGAACCUAAAGUUAUAUAAUAAUGUAAUACGAAAUCGAUUUUUCGUGUUUAUUAAGUAUUUAAUAAAAUUGUAACCACAAUGUAUUUAUUGCGUAACUUUUACAUUUAUAUUACUAAUUGAAGUUAACAUUACUUUUUUAAAAUAUGAUUUUGAACACACAAUUUAUUAUUAUUUUAACUUUUCCCGUAUAAUUUCCUUAAUUUAUGAAUUGGAUUGGAUUUGGAGUCAUAUUCUUUUAAUAAAAAUAAUAUACACUUAGCUUAAUAAAAAAUAAUUCGUUGAGCCGCUCGGUGUCUCCUCGACGCGAGCUGUGGUCGAGGGUAAGCUCCGCGUAAAAUUACUCAUCCGACCUCUGUAGCUUAGUUAGGAGAUGGACUCUUUGGACGAAAUACUGACUGUUAUGCUCCGAUUGUUUGAAAUGGGCAAUGGACUAUCGUUAUAAUGAAAAAAUAUUCACAUCACUCCGUUUUCCAUGUUUCUAUUACCCAUGUUAUUCCUAAUUCCUUAACUUUUGAGGGGUAAAAGUCCUCGUCGAUCCUCGCACCAGAUCCUGCAGCACCCAGUGCCUACUGUUUUGAGUAUGGGUGAGGCAAAGCAGCACAAAAAAGUAUCACGUCUUCAUUUCAGACAAAAUGUGUGUUGUGUGAAAAUAAAAUAGGCAUCCAAUAUCACUUCGCCCGUCUCGGAAAGUGCUGGUCGUGCCACUGAGGCAACUUGUGCUCUUUUAUCUUAAGACGACUUUAAUCUAUCGUUACCUCAUAAAAGUUCUUGUGGUGCCAAAUACUAAACUAACCCUAUAAAUUAUCAACUAAUCCCAUAAAAAAUUAAACACUAAGAUAACUUUAAUGUAACAACACAGCACAUGCCAAUGCCACAAAAGCUAAAGUUAAAGCCGAAGCCAUGCCACGAAGGUUGAUUCAAAGAUAAUUAUAAUAUAUUAUAUAGAAAGGUUGAUUGCCGCAAUUUUCACUCGAGACAGCUAAAAGUUUGAAUAUAACCUGUGGAUAUUGAUAUUACGUAUGGUUUGCCGUUGAUUGUUCCUAACAUGCCAUCGCUCAAUAUGAUGCUGUACUCAAUUGUAAAAUUAUUUUUAUCUACCGGCGUAAAUUGCAUGAUUUAAUAAAGCAGUCUUAUCCCGGCA